Scylla paramamosain (green mud crab) is the source of this 2035-nucleotide messenger RNA. RefSeq lists its product as uncharacterized. The coding region runs from base 94 to 1986 and encodes 630 amino acids. The record is from RefSeq and is a predicted model, not a curated record. The transcript is spliced from 3 exons. NCBI's taxonomy places the organism in Eukaryota, Metazoa, Arthropoda, Malacostraca, Decapoda, Portunidae.
UUUCAUAAAAAGCUUAACGAUAUUUGUGUCCUUCACCACCAUCUGCUUCUAAUUUGAUUAUGAAAUCACUCCUUGCAGGCCGCACACAACGGUAUGACGGGUAAUCAGCAGCGAAUAAAAAAUCUGGAGAAGCAAGACUGGAGAGUGUUGGUGCGCGAUCCUUCCUUCAGAGAGUUCCUGAAGAAGGAGAUAUUGCGCUCAGGUGGCCCUGCCUAUGCCCAGUAUGACGCCAUCAUCGACGAGGCUGCUGAGGCGGCGGAGAGGCUCCAGAAACAGUCUGGGGGUGACCUGCACAAAAUCACGGAAGAGGUAGUGGCGGAGGCGGAAGUUCGGGGACUGAGACAAGAGAGGGCGGCAGCGCUCCGGCACCUGUACGAUGUAGUGACCCAGCGAGCCAAAGGACAAGUUCACGACAAGGGUUUUAACGGAGAGCAAAGCGAAAGAGAAUCUUCGAGACGAUACAGUUAUGUCCCCCACAACAAUUACUACUACGCUCCCUUAUCUACCAUACCAAUGAAUGACAUGGUAGAGAUUUUCAAUGCACUAAAUCCUGGUUAUAAUGUAGAUGCAUCUUCAUUCAACGACCGGUCUUCCUACAACCAGCAACCAAAGCCCUCUGGAUACGGCCAAGCUCCUCCCUCCUACAAACCUCCUCCAGUCAUCGAGGUGUGUCCGUCAGGUCACAGCGGAGUGUUUUCCUUCUUUGCCUUCCUCACCCUCCUCCUCACCCUCAUGAUCGACUUUACUCUCAACAUCAACAUCAAUGCCACAGGAAUCGGCGGCAUUGGCAUUGGAGGCGGCAACAAUAACAACAACAAUAACAAUAAUAACAAUAACAACAACAACAAUAAUAAUAAUAAUAAUAAUAAUAAUAACAACAACAACAAGCGAGGUUUUUCCACGAUAGUCAAUAGUUUUGGCGGUCUGGACAUAAACUGGGCCUCGGUGUCUGAUCUGAACCUCAUCGACCAUACCGUGACGCGUAAUGGCGAUGGACAGCCUCGUAGGCCCCGCCACUUGUCACCCAGCAGUCCUCACGCUCAGCAAAUCAAAGGAAGAAAAUUCAUCACAGCCUUCGAUGUUUGGAGAGAUGCUUACCCGCUUGGAUCUAUCUUUGAUUCCCCACACGAGACAGGGGAGGAGCCGCCUUCACAAGAUCACCUGAGUGGUCUGUAUGAUGUUACAACCCUCACACACUCAUUCAAUUCUUCAUUACUACCAUACUACAGUUAUGCCUUUACCUCUCAUCAUUCGCCGUCUACUGGCCCGUUCACCUCGUCUCAGUCGAUACGGCAUAAAGAAGAAAAAAAGAUAAGUGAAAAUAUUGAUCAAACACUGGACAUGAAAAAUGACUCUGAGGGAAUAGAUUCGUUUACUAACAGGUCGGUGGCCCCAGUGUUAGAGACUGCGAAGGACUCGGAAUCAGAGGACAAUAGUAACUGGCAUCGGUUGCAGGAAAUAGUCGAGGCAGAAAUAAGAAAAUAUUUAAACGCUGAAGAGAAGACCCCGAAGAUCACGACUGACACCCAUGUGGAAGGAUCCCGUCAAGAACGAUCAAAGCAGUGGAAGGACAAAGGACAUGGAGAUGUUCCUAACGAGCACUACGAGUCAUUUAUCCUACCUGGCAAUAAGGUGAGUCUUCAGCGAUGGUGUACUAGCGGCUUCGAGUGCCAGGGGGCGGCAGUGAGAGCAGCCUUCCAGGUGAUGCGCGGGCACAUGCUGGCACUGGCUGAGACCCAAACGGACUGCGUGCUGUGGCUGCUAUGUGAUGCUGCUGCCCGAGCCUCUGCUGAAGGAGCUGUCGGGGCCAUGGCUGCCACUUUGGCCAGUGGGUUGGCCAGCCAGUUCCCGGAGGCAGUGGGCGGCGUGGACAUGCGGGCGCUGCUGACAGCGAGGAACGUGGGUCUCCGCACGGCUGACUGUUCCAGUUUCCAAGCGUCAGGAUGCCACGUGGCUGGAUUUAACCCCAGCAGACGUGAUCACUGAGACUAUACCCUGGCCGGUGGACCUCGCCGUGACUCUUCUAUCUGAACAA